Messenger RNA from Nicotiana tabacum (common tobacco), 1376 nucleotides. The record is from RefSeq and is a predicted model, not a curated record. NCBI's taxonomy places the organism in Eukaryota, Viridiplantae, Streptophyta, Magnoliopsida, Solanales, Solanaceae.
GUUAAACCUUGAGCGCUGCACCGCUAGAUCGGCGAUAUAUUGACGAAACAAAAAAGGAAAAUCCAUUAAACACGAGAAAAUCAACCAUAGGACCCACGAGAGAAUGAACUAGCCGUUGGAGACUUGAAAUUCAAAAGCCCAAUUUACAGACGCCUUAUAGCUCGUACUCUUUCCAUUUCGAUAUCCUUUGUUUUCUCUCUAUCAGAUUUUGUCUUCUCAGAUCUCAGGCGCAAAUCAAUCGUCUUCUGUUCCUUUCAGUCAAGAUGACUGUUAGAACUCCUGGUACUCCAGCUUCAAAGAUAGAUAAGACUCCCGCAACCACGCCUAAUGGGCAUCGAGGUAGAGAGGAGAAAAUUGUUGUAACAGUACGGUUAAGGCCUCUGAACAAAAGGGAGCUUUCAGCUAAAGACCAUGCUGCAUGGGAAUGCAUUGAUGAUCACACAAUUAUUUAUAGACCAGUGCCCCAGGAACGUGCUGCUCAACCUGCUUCAUCAUUUACAUUUGAUAAAGUCUUCGGUCCAGAUAGUAUAACUGAAGCAGUGUAUGAGGAAGGAGUAAAGAAUGUGGCUUUAUCCUCUUUGAUGGGAAUAAAUGCAACUAUAUUUGCGUAUGGACAAACCAGCAGUGGGAAGACUUACACAAUGAGGGGAAUUACCGAGAAAGCUGUAAACGACAUAUAUGCACAUAUAAUGAGUACCCCAGAAAGAGAAUUUAGAAUAAGAAUAUCUGGACUGGAGAUCUACAAUGAAAAUGUCAGGGACCUAUUGAAUUCUGAAUCUGGUCGCAGUCUCAAGCUUCUUGAUGAUCCGGAGAAAGGAACUGUCGUUGAGAAAUUGGUGGAAGAAACAGCAAGCAAUGACCAACACCUGAGACAUUUAAUUAGUAUCUGUGAGGCUCAGAGGCAAGUAGGAGAAACUGCCUUAAAUGAUACAAGCUCGCGAUCUCACCAGAUAAUAAGACUGACGAUAGAAAGCACUCUUCGCGAAAGUUCUGAUUGCGUGAGGUCUUAUGUAGCAAGCUUGAACUUUGUAGAUUUGGCUGGGAGUGAAAGAGCCUCACAGACAAAUGCAGAUGGUGCCAGGCUUAGGGAAGGCUGCCAUAUCAAUCUUAGUUUGAUGACUCUCACAACCGUAAUUAGAAAGCUCAGUGUGGGCAAAAGAAGUGGUCAUAUACCCUACCGAGACUCAAAGCUGACAAGAAUAUUGCAACAUUCACUUGGUGGGAACGCCCGUACUGCGAUAAUAUGCACUCUCAGCCCUGCAUCUAGUCACGUCGAACAAUCUCGCAAUACUCUCUACUUUGCCACCCGAGCAAAGGAAGUCACGAAUAACGCCCAAGUGAACAUGGUUGUAUCCGACAAACAGCUUGUCAAGCAU